AUGGGGUUCAGUCACAGCAAGUAUUCGUCAAACCCCACUUGCUUCACCGCGCUUACUAAAAGCCGGCCCAAGUUGACAGCGGAGGAGGUCCCGUCCUUGCAACUUAUUCCACACUCCGUCUACGCCACGCUGUCGCUUCAUGUGUAUAGCAACCCCAACGGCCCCCCGGUGCCGAAUGCGUGGGAGGUCCUUCUGACGGCGACGGACAUAAACUUGGAUAAGGAAGGAUACUUUAGCGUAGCGUACAUCAAUAAAGAAUUGCGGCACUGCAUCAUUGCCCAGCGGGGGACGACAAACGCACUGAGCUUACGAGCGGGUGUUUGGACGUACUUUGACGAGCGCACCAUCCUGUUUAGCUUGGCGCGACAGUUUUCAAAGCAAGUUCGCCUAUACCUGAGCGUCACGCGGGGGGAGACACCCGAGUGGUUUAUUAGCUAUACUGGCCAUAGCCUAGGCGCCGUUCUUGCGGCAUGCCGGUCUGUAGAGGAACGCACGUACGCCAUCACGUUUGAGUCGCCGGGGUGCAAGAACUUCAUUGAGAAGACCAUGAGUCCCUUGAAGGCGGACGAUGCCGACAUCAUCACCUACCUCCGCUCCCCCAACCCAAUCAAUUCUCUUCGACCUCAGUGCGGGUAUGUAGUUGAGAUACCCGUGGAAUCCGAAGAAAACGUUUCGUUGCAGCCUCGCGUGGUGUCUUCUUCCUCCAUGUUGCGUCUACCUUCUAUUCCUUCCCCGCAGGAGUUUAUACGCGGCCAAAUGCCUCGCAUGGUUGGUAUACCGGACAUCCAGCAGUACGUCGGCAAGAUUGAGCCACUUCUGCGUGAGAUGCUGGAACACACGCAACAGGUUCAUGCCAUGAUGGACAUUCUUAGUCAUUUUAAGGGCAACGAUGAACCCUCCAAUGAGCGCGUCGUGCUGCGUUGGCCAUCCUCCCUGAUGCAGUUUUUGGAGUACUAUAAUGCCAAAAAGGCACUGGAGGAUACUAUGAACCAGCAAACGAACCUUGGUGCCGCCUAUGAGUCGUUGUUGAGGGACCUGUACGUCACGGUUGAGCGACCCAAGGAUAGUUUGCCGCUACGAUUCCUAGGCGGGGACUCGGUGAGGCUUCUGCGGUUGUGGUGGCAGGAGACUCCUGCAAGGCUGGCAAAGCUGCCGCUCACUCUGACGGAUCAUAAAGUACUCAACACCAUCAUUGUGGAGGAUGAUUGUAUGUGCACGUCUGUCCUUACCGCGUUUCAGGCGAAACAAUAUCUCUCGUUGCUCGUUUUCAGGCCUGAGGUACACAAGGUGCUUUCUCAGCUGGAGUUCGAUCCCCUGCUGGGAAGCCGCAGUAAACUUUGA
Molecule: messenger RNA, 1341 nt
Organism: Trypanosoma conorhini
Lineage: Eukaryota; Euglenozoa; Kinetoplastea; Trypanosomatida; Trypanosomatidae
Exons: 1
Coding region: 1-1341 (446 amino acids)
Source: RefSeq, a predicted model, not a curated record